AUGUCCACUGUAAUCAACGGUUAUACUCCCCCUCAGCCUCCCGUGAUUGAAGACUUGUACGGCCCAGAGCCGUACGACUACAACUUCGGCGUCUCUGUGGACUUCACUCGGCUCGAGACCGACCGCAUUGCUCUAACACCACUCGAACCUCGUAUACAUGCGCCGCUCUGGUUUGAGCAGGUAUCUAAAGACGCCAGUCUCGAAGGGUGGAUGUCCUUCCGGCAUGAUUCGCUGGAUCAACUCCUUCGACGACUCGAGACUUGGAGACGCAACCCAAACGUACUCAUCUUCGCGGUCAUAGACAAGGGUCGUCCUGGUCAAGCGCCGAUUGUCCCUGGUGGCAGCUUCGCGGGCAUCAUUGGUCUCGUCCAGUAUUCAGCGCAGAACCUGUCUGUGUCCAUGGCGCCCAUCAUCACAUGGCGCGACUUCCAACGGACGUAUGUAACAUCAAGUGCCAUCGGGCUUCUCCUUCGUUACUGCCUCGAUACGCCAGCUCAAGGCGGUCUCGGAUUACGCCGUAUAGGCUGGAUCGCGAACGAAAUGAAUGCCGCGUCGGUCAGCGCCGCCUUACGGAUGGGAUUCAAGCACGAGGUCACUCUGCGGUGGUCAUCAGUCCUACUAGAUGAGAAGAAGGUCGGCGAUGGGCGCCCUCUGCGAGAGGGGGAUCCGCAUCCGGGACGGGGCGGAAGGGACAACGAAAGAUUCUCGUUCUGCUGGGAGGACUGGGAGGACGGCGGGCGCGAGCGAGUUCAGGCGCUUAUUGACCGGAAGUAG
This is a messenger RNA of Peniophora sp. CBMAI 1063, 774 nucleotides long. NCBI's taxonomy places the organism in Eukaryota, Fungi, Basidiomycota, Agaricomycetes, Russulales, Peniophoraceae. The record is from the annotation of a GenBank genome assembly.